GAAUUCUCAUCACCAAGGCAACACAUCAGUCGGAGUUAAAAUCUAACAAGAAGGCUUGUGGAAAAUAAAAAGAAAAUAUAUAAUUAGUAAAUAUUUUCUCUCAAAAUGAGAUUUAUACCUCUUCAUGCGACCAACACGGCCAUUGUGUAUAAAAAUUCCUUGUGUUCGAUGGCCUCGCUGUUGGUCCUGAUUUUUAUUGCCUUAUCUGUGAUGUUGCCGGUUCUGUUGGUCUCGCUGCUUAGUCCUUACUCUGGCAUCUCCGAGUCCCGUGUGUUGUACGAGCAGCCCAAUGUGAAAUUCGAUUACCAAUACAUAUUCGUGGCCAGCACAGAGUUAUCCACACUGGUGGCCUGCAGCAGCUUCAGUGAUUUUAAUGCACAGAUGGCUUCAUUCUCGAAUAGCUGUGCCAUCAGCAAAUACUGGACAGAUGAUGUUGAUCACGACACGAUUACAGAUCGGGCACAUUUCCAAUUAGAACUACAGGAUCUGGAAUCGCCGCUAGUGGAUUUCCAAUUACUUCUCUUCUUUGAGGCGCAGUUGCGGCACAAGUGUGAUCUCUCUCCGCCCGCCUUGUUGGCCCAUCAGGAACCAAUGCCUAAGCUACGAAAUGGUCGUAUACAUCUAAAAGGAGAACUACAAUUGAAACAAUAUGUGGAAUUCACUUGCCCAUUUCCAGGACGAAAUAUUAAAACACAUUUUCGUUCGGUUCAAUUUGGAAACUCAAAUACAUCGGACAUAUCCCAAUAUAAAAUGGAAUCCCUACUGGCUCAGGUUAAAGCCAAUCCAGCCUAUUUUCAAUUGGCCAUACAGGAAGCCUAUAAACGUAAUACCUCGCCACAAUUUGAACCAGGUCUGCAUAUAGAACUAGAAUUGAACAUACUUCAAGUGGCGGCACGUUAUCAUCUAAGCAUUUGGGAGCGUCUUGGACAAUUUUGGUUAUAUUUUGCAUCAUUCUUUGGUAUAUCGUUCUAUAUAAUGAAUAAGCUGAAAGAUUUUCUCUUCGGGCAUCAUAUUAUACGCUCCUGGGAGAUAAUACCAUGGAAGAAACUCUACUGACACGAAUCGGGCGCCAUUCUGGAAAUGGAUAACUUUUCGAUUGGCGAAUGAAUGAGUAAUCAAAUUACAAAUAAUAAAAAAUAAACUGCUAAUACAUUAAUAAAUGGAUUUCUAUGUGUUUUAAAUGGA
This is a messenger RNA of Drosophila willistoni, 1185 nucleotides long. RefSeq lists its product as uncharacterized. The record is from RefSeq and is a predicted model, not a curated record. Gene Ontology annotation, biological process: cilium assembly; regulation of protein localization. NCBI's taxonomy places the organism in Eukaryota, Metazoa, Arthropoda, Insecta, Diptera, Drosophilidae. The coding region runs from base 106 to 1056 and encodes 316 amino acids. Gene Ontology annotation, cellular component: ciliary membrane; ciliary transition zone. The transcript has a single exon.